This is a messenger RNA of Phyllopteryx taeniolatus (common seadragon), 2152 nucleotides long. It is a transcript of the gene yars1, whose product is annotated as tyrosyl-tRNA synthetase 1. Gene Ontology annotation, molecular function: ATP binding; tyrosine-tRNA ligase activity; tRNA binding. The transcript has 14 exons. The record is from RefSeq and is a predicted model, not a curated record. The coding region runs from base 172 to 1767 and encodes 531 amino acids. NCBI's taxonomy places the organism in Eukaryota, Metazoa, Chordata, Actinopteri, Syngnathiformes, Syngnathidae. Gene Ontology annotation, biological process: tyrosyl-tRNA aminoacylation.
CCAAAAAAACUAGGUUCGUCGAGCAUCAUUUGCUCGGCAUUCGAUUGCUUUUCCUGCGAGUGGACCCUAUCGAUAGCUGAUGCAACACAGUGACAGCUUCCAGCUACCGGCUCGUUUUCAUUCACGCCGCUUUAGCUGUUGAGUGUUGUUGUAGUUGGAAGACCUUUCACCAUGGCAGCUCAGCUAAGCCCUGAUGAGAAGCUGCACCUCAUCACAAGGAACCUGCAGGAGGUGCUCGGGGAAGACAGGCUGAGGCAGGUCCUUCAGGAGAGGGAGGUCAGUGUGUACUGGGGAACCGCCACCACUGGGAAGCCGCACGUGGGUUACUUCGUUCCCAUGUCCAAGAUAGCCGACUUCCUCAAAGCUGGAUGCCAGGUCACUGUAUUGUUCGCGGACUUGCACGCAUUCCUCGACAACAUGAAGGCUCCCUGGGAGCUGCUGGAGCUUCGGACCAAGUACUACGAAGAGAUUAUUAAGGCCAUGUUGGAGAGCAUCGGUGUACCCUUGGAGAAACUCAAGUUUGUGAAAGGAACCGAAUACCAGCUCAGUAGAGAGUACACUCUGGAUGUGUACCGCAUGUCCUCUAUGAUGACCGAGCACGACGCCAAAAAGGCUGGAGCGGAGGUGGUCAAGCAGGUGGAGCAUCCUCUGCUGAGUGGUCUGCUCUAUCCAGGACUGCAGGCGCUGGAUGAGGAGUACCUGAAGGCGGAUGCUCAAUUUGGAGGAGUGGACCAGAGAAAGAUCUUCACUCUUGCUGAGAAGUACCUACCCUACCUGGGCUAUGCCAAGCGGGCCCAUCUGAUGAACCCAAUGAUACCAGGACUGACCGGUACCAAGAUGAGCUCCUCAGAGGAAGAGUCGAAGAUCGACCUGCUGGACUCGAAGGAAGACUUGAAGAAAAAGCUGAAAAAGGCCUUCUGUGAGCCGGGAAACAUCCAGAACAACGGGGUUCUUGCCUUUGUCCAUUAUGUUCUCUUCCCACUUCGUGGAGGGUUUUCCGUCAAAAGAGAUGCCAAGUGGGGUGGAGACAAAGUCUACACUGCGUUUGAAGAAGUGGAGAAGGACUUUGCGGAGGAGUUGAUUCACCCUGGAGACCUGAAGGCCUCUGUGGAGGAGGCCCUCAACGAGCUGAUGGAGCCGAUCCGGAAGAAGUUUCAGUCCGGCGAACUGCGCAAGCUGAACAACUCCGCCUACCCCACGACAAACACGAAAGGCGCAGGAAAGGGCACUAAGCCAGGAGGAGGUGCGGAAGGAGAUGACGAAGAGUUGGCGCCAGCCAAACUGGACAUCCGGGUGGGGAAGAUUGUCAGUGUGGAAAAGCACCCAGACGCUGACUCGCUUUACUUGGAGAAGAUCGACGUGGGCGAGGCGGAGCCCAGGACGGUGGUCAGCGGGCUGGUGGCCUACAUCUCCCAGGAGGAUUUGCAAGACCGAAUGGUGCUGGUGCUGUGCAACCUCAAACCCCAGAAGAUGCGCGGCAUUGAGUCGCAAGCCAUGCUGCUCUGUGCUUCAAUUGAAGGAGAGCCCAGGAGAGUGGAGCCACUUGACCCUCCUGAGGGUUCAUCACCAGGGGACCGGGCCUUUGUGGAAGGAUAUGAGGCUGGCAAACCUGACGAAAGACUCAACCCGAAGAAGAAAGUGUGGGAGAAAUUACAAGUUGACCUGAAGAUAUCCGAGGAGUGCGCAGCUCAGUGGAAAGACAACCUACUGAUGACCAAACUAGGACAGAUCACUUGUAAGACUCUUAAAGGAGGCAAUAUCAGUUAGGUACUCACAUUCAUCUGCCAGCCACUUUGCAAGAGUACAUUUAAUUCAUCAACAAGUUGCCAUGGGAACAACGGGGAUGGUUCUUGCAGUGUUAUGGGUCACGAACGCUAAAAGUAUUUUGGUGAUGUCUUAAAAGGGAAAAAGUGGGUGCUUGUCAUUGAAAAAUCAGGGGACCUCUGAUGAUCCAUAACAUAUCUAUCAGAAAUUGCACUCUUUAUAUUAACACAUAUGUCAAACUCCUGUCUGUGCUUCUGUAAUUUAUCAGUGACGGUUUCAUGUCUAUUUGUGCAUUUGCAUCAUCUGUAGCAUUGCACAUGAAGCAGCCAUACAAGCAUAAAUUGUCAUGAUCAAAAACAUGGAAUAAAGUCUGUGUGGUGUGACUGUG